AGGAUGGUGGUGAAGUGGACCUCACCCUAUUAUGCCUUCUAUGAGAAGCGCCCCCGCAUUGACGACUCAACGGGGAAGCGCUGCCACGUCUUCUCGUGUCUCAUGAAGGGAAGGGGCUGCAAGUCCCCAGAAAAGCGCCGAUAUCUUCAUACCGGUGACUCAUCGUCUACCGGUUCGCUCCAGAAGCAUGCGAUCUCGUGCUGGGGGCAGGAAGCAGUCGACAACCUCUUGGCCGCGCAGCUCCCUGUUGACGACGCACGUCAGAAGCUGUUGAAGUCGAAGGCCCGGAGCAGGGACAUCAGUGUCAUAUUCGAGCGCGCAGACGGUGCGAAGGGACCGGUGACGUACUCCAACCGGCAGCACACAAACACAGAAGUCCGUAUUUUGAUAGCGCGCUGGGUUGCGGAGUCGUCAAGACCAUACAACAUUGUCAAAGAUCGCCACCUACUUACCUUGCUGAAGACCGGACGUCCGAACUACAAAGUGCCGUCUGCGACGACUGUUGCCUGUGACGUAAAGUCCGUAUUUGCAGGAUCUCGGUCAACAAUGCGGAAGCUCCUGCGUAAAUAUCCAGGCCGUCUUAGUUUCUUGACCGACUGCUGGACCGCACCAAACGAACGGCCAUACAUGGCCAUUGUCGUGUACUUCAUUCACAAAGAUAAGCCAGUUAGCGCGCUGCUUGAUGCUAUAGAGAUCGCCGAGGUAUGUACCGCCUGUGGAACGGCCUGCUCGGGACGAGAGCUGACACAUUGCCGCACCAGAGUCACACUGGGACGACGCUUGCUCGGGAGUUCGUCCGUGUCCUGCGGGAGUUUGGAAUAG
Molecule: messenger RNA, 822 nt
Organism: Epithele typhae
Lineage: Eukaryota; Fungi; Basidiomycota; Agaricomycetes; Polyporales; Epitheliaceae
Exons: 3
Source: RefSeq, a predicted model, not a curated record